UACGAAACAAGUUCAACAUACCCAGGCUUUCUUUGUGUGAGCUGGCUCGGCAAACCCUGAACUCGCGAUCAGAGAUAAGUGGUAUCACGAAGGUGCGUCUCGCAGACAGAAGAGAUGAGUCGCUUUCUGAACGUGUUGCGGAGCUGGCUGGUGAUGGUGUCGGUCAUCGCCAUGGGAAACACCGUCCAGAGUUUCAGAGAUCACAGCUUCCUGUCAGAGAAGCUGUACACUGGGACUCCACAGUUUGUGAAUGGUCUCCAAGCUCGAACAUUUGGCAUUUGGACGUUGCUGUCAUCGAUCAUUCGCUGUGCCUGUGCCAUUGAUAUCCAGAACAGAACGCUGUAUCACAUCACCUUGUGGACAUUUGUGCUGGCGUUGGGCCAUUUCCUGUCAGAGGCUUUCAUCUACAAGACUGCACCGCUGACUAUCGGGGUCAUGGCACCUCUUAUUGUGGCAAGUUUCUCUGUCAUAGGAAUGCUGAUUGGAUUCCAGUGUUUUCCAGAGACGCAAGAGGAAGUCGGAGCACGACAGAAGAAACGUAACUGAAUCCCGCCUGAAUCUGAGUUUUCCACCAGACAUGUUUGGACUGGUCGUAGUGUGUGGCUUCCUGCCUUGAAGAACAUGAGAUCUGGAUGUCAGUUCAUUUCCUACUGUGAAUGAAACUUUCUAUACACUACA
Thunnus maccoyii (southern bluefin tuna) is the source of this 678-nucleotide messenger RNA. RefSeq names its product ergosterol biosynthesis 28 homolog (gene erg28). NCBI's taxonomy places the organism in Eukaryota, Metazoa, Chordata, Actinopteri, Scombriformes, Scombridae. The coding region runs from base 115 to 546 and encodes 143 amino acids. Gene Ontology annotation, molecular function: protein-macromolecule adaptor activity. The record is from RefSeq and is a predicted model, not a curated record. Gene Ontology annotation, cellular component: endoplasmic reticulum; membrane. The transcript has 5 exons.